Molecule: messenger RNA, 1971 nt
Organism: Closterium sp. Naga37s-1
Lineage: Eukaryota; Viridiplantae; Streptophyta; Zygnematophyceae; Desmidiales; Closteriaceae
Source: the annotation of a GenBank genome assembly
AUGUCCGGACCAGUCAUGUCAGGACAAGGCAUUUCGGGAGCAGGCAUGUCCGGUUACUCGUACGGGAGUCAGCCGUACCAGGUUCCGUUCACGCACAUGAGACCGGCAUUUGCGGCGCCCGAUGCGUACCACCAGUUUCAGGACCCCGCGGUGUACCAGGGAGGAGGGUACGCGGCGGGCCAGUACGGGAGGCAAGGGGAAGAGGAGUACUUGGUCGCGAAAUUCUCCAAUGCGCCCGGGAUGGCUCCCACCGUGCUCUCCGGCCAGACGACGGGAGAGCCGUGGCCGCGGUUCAACAACGGAGAGGACCCGCUCACUGCGCGAGGUCGCAAGAUGGCGCGGGGGAAAGGUGCUGCAUGGGAGAAUGGGGACGCGGGUAUGGGGCUCAACUCACCAGCAGGACCCAUGGGUCAGCCGCAGCAGCAGUCAGCAUGCCGCUACGACAACUCCCUUGGGCUAUUGACGAAAAAGUUUAUCGACCUUAUAAAGGGAUCAGAUGACGGCACACUAGACCUGAACACUGCAGCGUCAACCCUGCAGGUCCAGAAGCGGCGGAUAUACGACAUUACGAAUGUUCUUGAAGGCAUUGGGUUGAUUGAGAAGAAAGGGAAGAACAACAUUCAGUGGAAAGGCUUGGAGUGUGAUUCAACCAUCAAAGAAGACUCACAGAUCCUACAGGCGGAGUUGAAUCGGUUAAGGGAGGAGGAGUUGAGUCUAGACAAUGGAAUCAAGGACAUGCGGGAACGGUUACGGCUGUUGAAUGAGGACGACAAGAGAAAACAAUGGAUGUUUGUGACAGAAGAAGACAUUAAGAACCUGCCAUGCUUUCAGAACGAAACCCUGAUUGCCAUCAGAGCCCCGCACGGCACCAUGCUCGAAGUUCCAGAUCCAGAAGAGGGCUUUGCUCAGCGCAAGUACCAGAUACUGCUGAAGAGCACCAGUGGGCCUAUUGACGUCUACCUGGUCAGCCGGUUUGAGGAGAAGUACGAAGGAGCAGCGCCUUCCCAGGCAGGCCAGCCGGAUCAGCAGCAGCCGCAGCAGCAGCAGCAGCAGGGGCAGCCGCAGCAGCAAUCCCUGUACUCUCAGACACCCAACCAAUCAUUCGCCUCUCCUGCUGUUCUGGAUACUCCAGGACAAGGAGGAGGAGGAGGAGCAGGAGGAGCAGGGGCGGGGGCGGGGGACUACUGGUUGCUGCCGGAUCAGCAGCUGGGACUCACAGACAUGUGGCGACCCGAUGGCCCAUGGGACGAUCCCGCUCGUCUUAAUCCCUCUGAUGCAGGCAUGCCUGGGGGAGGCCCAUGGGACGAUCCCGCUCGUCUUAAUCCCUCUGAUGCAGGCAUGCAUGGGGGAGGCCCAUGGGACGAUCCCGCUCGUCUUAAUCCCUCUGAUGCAGGCAUGCAUGGGGGAGGUGGGACCUCUCAUCCCAUGCUCAUCCAUUCACUCCCCUUUUCUCCCUCCCUUGUUCUCAACAGCUCUUCCAUCCACCAGGCCCAUGGGACGAUCCCGCUCGUCUUAAUCCCUCUGAUGCAGGCAUGCAUGGGGGAGCUCUUCCAUCCACCAGACCCAUGGGACGAUCCCGCUCGUCUUAAUCCCUCUGAUGCAGGCAUGCCUGGAAAAGGCCCAUGGGAGGACCCCACUCGACUGAACGCCUCUGAUGCAGGCAUACCUGGGGGAGGCGGCACCCCACGUGCCCCAUUCUCACUCAAUCCCAUUCCUGCCCUCCUCUUCAUUCCUCUUGAUGCUACUUCUUUCCCCUUCACUCCUCCCCUUUGUGUUAACCCCUUCCACCUGCCAGGCCCAUGGGAGGACCCCACUCGUCUGAACGCAUCCGAUGCAGGCAUGCCUGGGGGAGGUGGCCCCAACCAUGCUCGCCUGUUUUUGUCCCUUGAUAUUCUCUCCCCUUCAACGCCCUCCCUUGCUCUCAUCCGCCCAUCCACCCGCCAGGCCCAUGGGACGACCCCACUCGUCUGA